AUGCAGUGGUGCUGGGACUUCGCUCUCCUUAUCGCUUGCUUUUUGUGUUUUUCCAGUGAUGCCUUUCAAAGAAUUUCACUCAAAAAGAUGCCCUCAAUCCGAGAAACCCUGCAGGGGAUGGGCAUGAAAGUGGCAGAUGUCUUUCCUUCUUUGAAGCACAGGAUCUAUUACCUUGGUGAAGGGCUUCAUAACAAAACAGCACCUACCAUUCUAACAAACUACUUGGAUAUGCAGUAUUAUGGUGAAAUCAGUAUUGGAACACCAGCCCAGAUCUUCAAGGUUGUCUUUGACACAGGGUCAGCUAAUCUUUGGGUGCCAUCCCACCAAUGCCCCCCAUUGUUCAGUGCCUGUGUCUCACACAAUCGUUAUGACUCCUCUGAAUCAAGUACAUACAAGCCAAAUGGAACUGAAAUUGCGUUAGUAUAUGGCCAAGGAUACAUUAAGGGUUUCCUUAGCCAGGAUGUUGUCAGAGUUGCUGACAUUCCCAUCAUCCAAGUCUUUACAGAAGCUAUAGCACUAGCUAGCAAUCCUUUCAUCUAUGCUCGGUUUGAUGGAGUGCUUGGUAUGGGCUAUCCCAACCAAGCCAUUGAUGGCGUUAUCCCAGUUUUUGAUAAAAUAAUAUCCGAAAAGGUCUUGUCGGCAAAGGUCUUCUCUGUCUACUAUAGCAGAAAUUCAGAGUUGAACACCGGGGGAGAGAUUAUCCUGGGUGGCAGUGAUCCAUCUUACUACACUGGAGACUUCCACUACGUCAGCAUUAGCAGAGAAGGCUAUUGGCAUGUUGACCUCAAGGGAGUGUCUAUAGAAAAGGAUAUAGUACUUUGUCAUGAAGGAUGUACAGCAGCUAUAGAUACUGGCUCUUCCUUUAUCACUGGGCCAGCCAGUUCAGUGUCUGUUCUGAUGAAAACCAUAGGAGCUACUUUGGUAGAAGAACAAAAUUAUGUCGUUGAAUGUAAAAAAAUUCAUUUGCUGCCUGACAUUUCCUUCCAUCUUGGAGAUGUAACCUACUCACUCAGCAGUUCUGCCUAUGUCCUCAAGCAUUCGGAGUAUGGGAAACAGCUCUGCGUUGUGGCAUUCUCAGCUCUUGACAUUGCUCCUCCUCUAGGCCCUCUCUGGCUUCUGGGUGCAACUUUCAUUAAGCAGUACUACACUGAAUUUGACCGGCAGAACAAUCGGAUCGGUUUUGCCACAUCGCUCUGACAGCUGAAAAGUCCCAUUGUGGAAGAUGCUCACUUUUGAGAGAUUGAACUGUGAAAGAGAAUAGCUUGAUAAUAGAUUCUGUUAUACGACAAACAGUUAUGCCCUUUUAGUUGUAACAUUUUGAAUCCCAUCAUCUUUGGACCACUGUCCUCUUUUCAUCUAUCCUAUUGAGCUUAAAGGCGAAAGCUGUUUCUUUCUUAAAAUCAAGUUAAUGAUGCAGAAAGUGACAUUACAGAGGAUUUUCAGGUUAUUUUGCAUUCAGACCUAUCUUUGCUUAGCUUCAUCAGGUGGCUGAAUCAUUGCAAUGCCACCAUGCCUUGGAUUAGUAUCAAACUGACUUUCAAAUAUUAGCCAUGUAUGAAGAAGACUGUUUAUGAUACAGACAACUGGCCUGUGAUGUCAAUAGAUAGUCUUCAAUUUCUUAGAAGUGUCAGGGCAGGCCUCCAGACUGCAACUUCUUCCUCCU
Messenger RNA from Candoia aspera, 1663 nucleotides. It is a transcript of the gene REN, whose product is annotated as renin. NCBI's taxonomy places the organism in Eukaryota, Metazoa, Chordata, Lepidosauria, Squamata, Candoiidae. The transcript has 9 exons. Gene Ontology annotation, biological process: angiotensin maturation. Bases 1 to 1197 code for a protein of 398 amino acids. The record is from RefSeq and is a predicted model, not a curated record. Gene Ontology annotation, molecular function: aspartic-type endopeptidase activity.